AUGCUUCCUCUCCUUCUCCACAGACUCACUGUACAGCCUCAUCCCCCUUUGUCACUGUGUCAACUUUUACUUUUCCUUCCACACCUCAUGUCCUUUACUCCCACAGCACUGCAUGGUGUCACUAAAGAAUGAUUAGGUUCAUGUUUUCCAGUCCCGACUGUUUCUAUUUCUGUUGGUUUGGUAUAAUAAGAGGCCUCCAUGCAUGGCUGAUGGCUACUCUGUCCUCUCUGAAGCACUGCACACAGUCUGCUUUAGUUUUUUUUAAUGAUUACUCAUACUGUCUUUAUGCAUAUAUGUAUUAUUUUAAUUUUUUCAUAUUUGUGCCCCAUCAAUACUACUUGUUAGGUUUUGAUUUCAUAAUAUUGUGCUGAUUUUUUUUGGAGACAGCUGUGAGUGUAUAACGUCUGUCUCGUUUUGUACUCUUGUCUCUUCAUGUCGUGCUGCAUGAUUUCUAGAGAUGCAUUAUGAACUGCAAAUAUAUAUAUAUGUAAAAAAAUUACAAUUAACUGCUGCUCGUAAGUGGAAAGUCCAGUUCUGCCAAGAGGAAAAUGAAAAGAUUUAAUUCAAUUCACUUCAUAUUAGUGCUUUGACUUUUAUAUUCAUGUUUGAAAAUGCGGCACUACUUCCAAAAAUUUGAAUUUUCUCGACAAAAAAAAGCUGGUAUAUUCAUCAUAUAAAAUGACAUUUUAUUUCCCUUUUUGAAAUAAUGUAUCAUUAUAAUCAGAACACUGAACAAAAAAAAAUACCAUUAAAGACUCCCAAUGCAAUAUAAUAUGCAACAUAAUUAAAAUUGGACGAUACCAUUAAAAAUGAUUAAAAUUGUGACAUAUAUUUUUGGUGCAUUUUUAAGAAAGACCUGUGCGACGUUCAUAAGAUUUAAGCUAAAAUUAUCUAAAUUCAAACUCACAAUCCAAUUUCCAUAUUCAAAUUUGUAAAAAAAAAAAAUGGAAUUUAAAGGAAUUACCCCAAUUUGGGGUAAAAACAGUCAUUUUCACUUAAGUUAGUCUUUUUUUGUCCCAUUAAAAUUGAUAAAUUACACAAACAAUCAAAAAUAAUUGAAUAUAAUAAAAACACUGUAAGUGUUUUCUCUUUGGGAGUAGUUCUGCUACAGCUAAAUUGAUUAAGUGAUUUUAUUUUAAUCAUGGCGUCCCUGGCCUCCCACACAUAACAAUCUCCCUCAUCACAGUGUUAUGAGUGCAUGUAUUUUUAUAAACAGUCAUAUUAUAGACUUUUUUACUUCAAACAAACACUGCUAAUCAUUAAAAAAGCAAUGGGAAGCUUCUAAUGCUCUCGUAUAAUUACCUGCGCUGGCACGGACUGGCAUGUUGCAUCCAUGCUAAACGUUAAUUUGCACCAUUCUGAGCUUUGGACUGUGUAAAGUUUUGAAACCAUCACGUUAGUCACUGUAUCUUCACACUUGUGUAAACAACUUUCUCACAUUAAAUCGGACCACACUUACAGAAUGGCAAGAGUGGAUUCACCCCCCUGCAUAUCGCUGCCCACUAUGGCAAUGUCAAUGUGGCCACACUCCUGCUGAACCGAGGGGCGGCGGUCGACUUCACUGCAAGGAACGGGAUUAUUCCCCUACACGUUGCCUCCAAACGUGGCAACACUAACAUGGUCCGACUGUUACUCGACCGUGGCUCUCAGAUCGAUGCUAAAACAAGGGAUGGUCUCACCCCACUCCACUGUGCUGCUCGGAGUGGACACGACACAGCUGUGGAGCUGCUGCUGGAGAGAGGAGCGCCACUACUGGCUAGGACCAAGAAUGGACUGUCUCCUCUCCACAUGGCGGCACAAGGGGAUCACGUCGAAUGCGUCAAACACCUUCUGCAGCACAAGGCGCCUGUUGAUGACGUCACACUGGACUACCUGACAGCACUGCACGUGGCGGCACACUGUGGUCACUACAGAGUUACCAAGCUGCUGCUGGACAAGAGAGCCAACCCCAAUGCCAGAGCACUGAACGGCUUCACUCCGCUGCACAUAGCCUGUAAGAAAAACCGUGUGAAGGUGAUGGAGCUGCUGGUCAAAUAUGGAGCCUCCAUCCAGGCCAUCACAGAAUCUGGUUUGACUCCCAUCCACGUAGCAGCCUUCAUGGGUCACCUGAACAUCGUCCUGCUGCUGCUGCAGAACGGAGCCUCGCCUGACGUCAGCAACAUUCGUGGGGAAACAGCAUUGCACAUGGCAGCCAGAGCGGGUCAGGUGGAGGUGGUUCGAUGUUUGCUCAGGAAUGGAGCGAUCGUGGACGCCAGAGCUCGGGAGGACCAGACUCCCCUCCAUAUUGCAUCCCGCCUGGGUAAAACAGAGAUUGUCCAGCUGCUGCUGCAGCACAUGGCCCAUCCUGAUGCUGCCACAACCAACGGCUACACUCCGCUCCACAUCUCGGCCAGGGAGGGGCAGGUGGAGACGGCCUCUGUGCUGCUGGAGGCUGGAGCGUCACACUCAAUGGCCACCAAGAAAGGUUUCACUCCCCUGCAUGUGGCCUCAAAGUACGGAAGCCUGGAUGUGACCAAACUUCUGCUCCAGCGCCGCGCUUUACCUGAUUCUGCUGGAAAGAACGGCCUCACCCCACUCCACGUUGCAGCGCAUUACGAUAACCAGAAGGUGGCGCUUCUGCUUUUGGAUAAAGGAGCUUCGCCCCACACUAUGGCCAAGAACGGCUACACUCCUCUGCACAUCGCGGCCAAGAAGAACCAGAUGGAAAUCGCCACGGUUCUGCUGCAGUACGGCGCCGAGACCAACAUCCUGACCAAGCAGGGCGUCACCCCACUCCAUCUGGCCUCGCAGGAGGGUCACGCCGACAUGGCCGCGCUGCUCGUGGCCAAGGGAGCUCAGGUCAACGUGCCCAACAAGAGCGGCCUGACUGCUCUCCAUCUGGCAGCACAGGAAGACAAAGUGGCUGUUGCUGAGAUCCUCUCCAAAAACGGAGCCAACCUCGACCAGCAGACCAAAUUGGGAUACACUCCACUGAUUGUAGCGUGUCACUAUGGCAACGCAAAGAUGGUCAGCUUCCUCCUUCAGAAUGAAGCCAAUGUCAACGCCAAGACCAAGAAUGGAUACACGCCCCUUCACCAGGCAGCGCAGCAAGGCAACACACACAUCAUCAACAUUCUGCUGCAAUACGGCGCCAAGCCCAACGCCGUCACUAUGAAUGGUAACACUGCUCUGGGUAUCGCUCGGCGGCUGGGCUACAUCUCUGUGGUGGACACACUGAGGGUCGUCACAGAGGAGAUCAUCACCACCACAACGACGGUGACAGAGAAACACAAGCUGAACGUGCCGGAGACCAUGACUGAAGUGCUGGAUGUCUCCGAUGAAGAGGCACUAAGACCCAUCGAUGAUGACGAUGUUAUGUCAGACGACUCCAUGGAUGUGGAAGGUGACGACACGAUGACGGGCGACGGAGGCGAGUAUCUCAGAGCCGAGGAUCUCAGGGAGCUGGGAGACGACUCGCUGCCCGGACAGUAUCUGGACGGCAUGAACUACCUCCGCUUCAGCCUGGAGGCCGGACGCACUGACAGUUCGGACAGGUCGUUCACGCCCACCCACCACAGCUACUACUCACCCAAACACGAAGGCAUGAUGGAGGAGAUGCUCACCAGCCACCAGGUUUCAUCACUGAGCAGGGAGAAUGAGCGGGAGUCGUACAGACUGAGCUGGGGAACUGAGAAUCUGGACAAUGUGGCUCUGUCGUCCAGCCCAAUUCACUCUGGCCAUUCCUCUCCGUGCCCUGAUCAUGGAGACCACAGCAGCUUCCUGGUCAGCUUCAUGGUGGAUGCCAGGGGCGGAGCCAUGCGCGGUUGCCGACAACACGGCCUGCGCAUCAUCAUUCCGCCCAAGAACUGCAGCGCGCCCACGCGGGUGACGUGUCGCCUGGUGAAGAGGCACCGUUUGGCGACCAUGCCCCCGAUGGUGGAGGGCGAGGGCCUGGCCAGCAGGCUCAUCGAGGUGGGGCCGUCAGGAGCCCAGUUCCUUGGUAAACUCCACCUCCCCACUGCCCCUCCACCUCUUAAUGAGGGGGAGAGUCUGGUUAGCAGAAUCCUCCAGCUCGGCCCGCCGGGGACAAAAUUCCUUGGCCCUGUGAUCGUGGAGAUCCCGCACUUUGCUGCCCUGAGGGGCAAAGAGAGGGAACUGGUGAUCCUGAGGAGCGAGACAGGAGAGAGCUGGAAGGAGCAUCACUGUGAACACACACAGGAGGAACUCAACCAGAUACUCAAUGGCAUGGAUGAGGAGUUGGACACACCGGAGGAGCUGGAGAGGAAGCGCAUUUGCCGCAUCAUCACCCGAGACUUCCCACAAUACUUUGCGGUGGUGUCGCGCGUCAAGCAGGACAGUAAUUUGAUCGGCCCCGAGGGAGGCAUCCUGAGCAGCACAGUUGUGCCUCAAGUGCAGGCAGUGUUUCCCGAGGGAGCCCUCACCAAGAGAAUCAGGGUUGGGCUGCAGGCCCAGCCAGUGAAUAUAGAUGUCGUGAGAAAGAUCCUGGGAAACAAGGCCACCUUUAGUCCCAUCGUCACCCUGGAGCCACGCAGGAGGAAAUUCCACAAGCCCAUCACCAUGACCAUCCCUGUCCCAAAGAGCAACUCAGACCCAGCCCUGAACGGUUUUGGAGGAGACACCCCUACUUUACGACUCCUCUGCAGUAUCACAGGUGGAACAACGCCGGCCCAAUGGGAGGAUAUAACAGGAACUACUCCUUUAACAUUUAUCAACGACUGUGUCUCCUUUACCACCAACGUGUCUGCAAGGUUUUGGCUCAUUGACUGUCGACAAGUCCAGGAGUCUGUCAACUUCUCCACGCAGGUGUACCGCGAGAUCAUUUGCGUCCCCUACAUGGCCAAGUUCGUCAUCUUCGUCAAGACCCACGACCCCAUCGAAGCCCGCCUGCGCUGCUUCUGCAUGACUGACGACAGGAUUGACAAAACCCUGGAGCAGCAGGAGAACUUCAGCGAGGUGGCGCGCAGUCGAGACGUAGAGGUGCUGGAAGGAAAACCUAUCUAUGCAGAAUGCUUUGGAAACCUCGUCCCCCUCACCAAAAGUGGCCAGCAUCAUCUCUUCAGCUUCUUUGCCUUUAAGGAGAACCGACUCGCGCUCUUCAUCAAAAUCAGAGACAACACGCAGGAGCCGUGUGGCCGUCUGUCCUUUAUGAAAGAACCCAGAAACUACAGGUCACUUGCCCAGAAUGCCAUAUGCAACCUUAACAUCACCCUCCCGUCAUAUUGCAAGGAGUCCGAUUCAGACCAAGAGCAAGAAGAGGAGAACGGCAGAAUACAAGAGAAAUAUGAAGAGACGGAGUCAUCAGUCCUGAAAUCAGAGCUGAUUCGAGAGCCAGACCUCCUAUCCGACGUGUCAGAGAUGAAACAAGAUUUGAUCAAAAUGACUGCCAUCUUGACUGCAGACUCUACAGAGAAAUCCCCUUCCUUAGGAGGGUGUGGUCUAGAGAAAGGGGCUGAGGACAUUUCUGGAGAACCCUUAGAAAUAAUGGAGAAAGACUUAGAGAAGGUCAAAGAGGACCUUGAGAAAGUUAGUGAGAUACUAAGAAGUGGAACAUAUGAGGGUGAGGUGGCAGAGGAGGCAGCAAAAGCAGCUAGAAUGUCGGAAGAAUGGGUUCUUCUCUCAAACAGUGAGCUAGAAGAAGCCAAAAAGAUGGCAGCUUUAGAAAUUCAAGAACCUAUUUUAAGGGAAAGUAGAGCUAACAGAGGGGCGCCGAGACCUAAAGCCAUAAAGGACAGUGGUGAUCUUAAAGAAUACCUCCUGGAUGCACCAGUAAUAUCUAAAGUAAAACCUAAGAAAGAACCAGCCACCCAAGAAAGAUUUACGGAUGUUGUCCUAAGAAAAAGUUCAAAAGUAACCUCUCCGACCAAAGGACAUGACAAAAACACUGCUGGUGAUGUUAAAAAACCACUGAGAAAGAAGGAAAAAGACCAGGGGCAGGCAGAAGAAUCAACAGAGACAGGUGCUCGCUUAAGUGUGCCAACAGCUCCUGGGCCAGCAUCACCUGUGUCCCCACUUGUUGAAGAAACUCCCAUUGGUUCAAUAAAGGACAAAGUCAAAGCUUUACAACAGAAAGUAGAAGCAGAGCAGAAGAGCAAAAAGGUCACUGGAAGCAAGCCUUCACAAUUGCCGGCUGUGGGCAAAUCCUCUCCUAAAGCCAAAGAAAGCCCUAAAUCAAAACAGGGGCCCCCUAAAUCCCCCAAAUCUGAAUCUGAAAAACUUGAGGAGACAAUGUCAGUUAAAGAACUAAUGCAAGCAUUCCAAACGGGGCAGGACCCCUCGAAAAGAAAGUCUGGGCUGUUUGAGGUCAAAACAUCCACUAAACCAAGAGCAGAGAAAACCUCAAAAUCUGAAACCAUCCAUUCCAAAUCCAUGACCAAAGCAACAAGCUCUAAAGAGCGAGAAGCAUCUUUGGAUUCUAAACCUCGCAAAAAAGAGACCAUGCAGCAAGUCAGAGGAAAAGAAACCAAGGCAGCUGCUCCUGCCCAUUCAGAGCUGACUGAAACUGUAGACUUUGGAAGUGGUGGGCUUGAUGACAGCUCCGACAGUCUAAAACAUGAGGGUGCGGCAGACUCACUAAGUGCUAGUUCUGGAGAAGGAACCCCUCAUCUAAGCUCAGAGGACAGCUACAAACAUGAGGGUUUGGCCACUCCUGGAACAAGUCCUGAAAGUCCGUGUCCGUGUUCUCCCAAAACUGGACAGCACACAAUUUCAUCACAAGCUACCACAACAGUCCAAAAACUAAAUAAAGGCACAGAGAAGUCUGGAGACUCUGGUGUAGGGGCCACUGGAGACCAACCAUCUACAGAUUUGACCCUCCCUGUUUCUUCCAGCCAGGCUGCAGAUGACCACAUUACAAGUGAGUCCUUGUAUGAUAGGAGGAGUGAGUCUAAGCCAUCUAGACCUCAAAAGCUUACAAAAAGAAUUUCAGAGACUGUAGAAUCUUUUCUUAGUGAUGAUGAGAGCCCUGGUCAUCAGUUAACAUUGCCCUUAAUUGGUUCUCCAGACUAUAGAUCCUCUUCUCUGCAUCAAGAAAACAUAGAUCCGUCAUUAAAACAAGAUUCAGAUGCUCUCAGUCCAUUUGCUGAUGAUUCUUGUACAAUAAGCCACAGAGACUCUCUAGAUGGUAGUUCACUCAUGGAAGAAAAUUCCUCCCAUAAGUCCCCCGACUCCAUUGAACCUAGCCCAACCAAGGAAUCACCUCCUCGUGACUCCUUAGAGAGUAGCCCUGUAGAGCAAAGAGGCCACCCUUUCUUUCCAUCAUCACUAGGUCUACCUAGUAAAUCCUCGAGCCAACCAGAGCCCACCAAAGCUACAGAAUUCCCUCAAGAUGCUUUACGUAGUAGGCUGCUUCGAGACCGUGAGGCUAGUGCUGAUGAUGACAGUUGUGAGCAGACAUCUCAGAUGACAAGUUCUGGUAAGAGUCCCCUCUCCCCUGAUACUCCUAGUUCUGAAGAGGUAAGUUAUGAGGUAAACCCCAGACCCCCUGACCAUACAUUCCUUUCUGUUCCAUCCAAACCAUCUGUCAUCCCUGAAGAUCCAGAAGAAGAGGACUGCUAUGAAGCUAAGAGAAAAAUUACUCCAGAGGAAGAAAUGUUUAAGAUGGCAGCCAAAAUAAAAACAUUUGAUGAAAUGGAACAAGAAGCAAAGAGCAAAAAGCACUCUAGAAAAGAUUUGUUACCUUCAGCAGAUGCCAAAUUAGGGGAUGACAGACAUGAAGCAUUAGAGCCCACAAGUGAUUGUGGGCUUGAUAGACCCACAGAGGAAUCAAAGUUAGCUCUUUGUGUUGAUCCCCAUAUUAAAGUACAACCUCCCUCUCAUUUUUCAGCAGGUUUGCAUGAGGAAUCCCACUGCAAAGAGGUCAAGAACACAACAGCCAGUGUCACUUCAGAGGGACCUCACUCUGUCUCAGACCAGCAGCAUUCAAAAUGCAAACUGGAAACUGCACAGGAACAAAGACUUUCACCAUCUGCAAAGUCUGAUAAAGACUCUAGUGCUGAAAAGGAACAUGUUAGAUCAAAUAUUGAAAACAAGACGGAUGAGCAAAAAGAGGAGUGCUUAAGGAAUGCAAGGGAAAACAAAGAAGAGUUAGGUGUUAGCGAGCUUCAGACUGGUACAUUAAGAACUGGUAGUAAUGUAACAGAUGAAAUAAAAGGAGAUCACAGAGGACAAACAGGAGCACUAGAAACUGGACUUAGUUCAAGUGUUGCCACGCAUCAAACACAGGAAAUGUUUAAAUCAGAGGUGUGUAUUUACGAAGACACAGAAGAAGAUGACGAGGCACUGGGGCCGCCCAGAACUGAGUCAAAAGGUGUCACUGCAAAGGUAGAUACUGACUCGUGGUCUGCCAUGCGGGAGGAUGAUGCUACUUUUGCAGCUCGUGUCAAAGAGGAGGAACAGAAGAUAUUGAAUCUAGCAGUAGACCGUCAAUCUGAGCAAGCAACUCCAGACACAACACCUGGUAGAACACCAACAGAAGAGAGCACUCCCACCAGUGAGCCCAACCCUUUUCUUUUCCAAGAAGGAAAGCUCUUUGAGAUGACCAGAAGUGGCGCUAUUGACAUGACUAAGAGGAGCUACGAGGAAGAGGGCGGAGGUUUUGCCUUUUUCCAGAUAGGUGAACAUCCUUUAGAGGAGCCUGUCUUAGAAGAGGCCAGGGAAGAAAGUAGGAGACCAGCAGCAGAACCUGAAGUUGGCCUCAAUCUAACACUGGAGAUUAAGAUCGAGGAAGAAGAAAAAUCCAAAGAAACAACAAAUUCUCAGCCUCAGUCUCCCCCUGAAAGGGAUCAUACAGCAUCUAAAGCUGAUGCUUCCAAAUCUAAAAUCCCUAAAAUGGGCAUUUCAGCUUCUACAAAGAAAGAUCAGACAUCCCCAGAAGGUCUAGAUACCAAAACAGAUAAACCUGUAAAUGAAGGGUCCUUAGAGGUAGACACAAGUUUCUGUGACCAAAUGAUAACAAAUGUACAGACAGCAGAAUCUACAGUUACCAGAUCUGUUUACUCUGAGCAGGGCCAAGAGUCUUCUGACUCUUCUCCAGAAGAGCCACAGGUGGUAGACACACCCAAACCAACAGAAACAGGAAAAUCAAAACAAAAUGCUUCCAGUAGCAUUAAAAAGACUCCAGCCAAAUCGCAAGCCAAAUCUAUCCCUAGGAGUAAAUCCACAGUUCCCUCUCAAUCCAAAGCAACCUCCUCCUCAACCACUCUUAAAAAAGAGGCAUCCUUUACAUCUGAUUCUAAAUCUAGAAUUCCCAUCAAAGCUAGCACUCCCAAGCCUGAUUCCUCUGUCAAACGUGUUGAAUCUACCCAAGAGAAAAAGCUGAAAGUCCCUGUGAAAAAGGAUACAAGGAGAAAAUCUGAGACAGAUGCAGGUCCCUCUGUGAAUGUCAAAACCAAGAAAACUUCUUUCAAAGCCAAGAGCUUCUGUGAAGGGGAGUCUACCAGGCCCACUGCUAAAAAAGAACAGGGUCGUCCCUUAAGUGUAGAGUCAGCAAAAUCUAAAGGCUUUCAAUCCAGAUUGCCAGUCCGGGGCAAAAGUGUUCAGUCAUCUCAUUCACCUCAUGCACCAGCACCCACUAAAGAGAAAAAAAGGGAGCCAUGCAAAAAGUCUUUGGAUUUCUUUGAGGAGAUAAGCGAUGAGGCAGCAAAACUUGUGGCAAGGUUGGCACAGGCAGGGAAAGAGAAUGAACAAGAGGUUACAGCCACCAACUCAGAUGAUGAGAGCAGUCUCAUUGAUCAGUCAAUAAUAGAAAGGGAAACUUUCUCUGAGAUGCAGUUCCCUCCUUCAGCAGACGUCUUUCCUAUUAGGCCACUGUGGGACGACCCUGUUGAGACACAGAUGCAGCGAAUUCCAGAUGAUACAUUCCAAAGUCAAGUAGACCCACAGGAUGAAGCAGAGAGUAGAGAGGAACGGUUGGCCAUUAUAGCUGACCACUUGGGCUUCAGCUGGACGGAGUUGGCACGAGAGCUUGAUUUCAGUGAGGAAAGGAUCAACCUGAUAAGGAUCGAAAACCCCAACUCACUGCAAGACCAGAGUCAUGCUCUUUUGAAACACUGGGCAGAGAGGGAAGGAAAACAUGCCGCAGAAACAUCUCUCAUCAAAAGGCUGACAAAGAUCAACCGAAUGGACAUCGUUCACCUCAUUGAAACCAAAAUAACAAAGUCCACUCAGGAGGAGACAUCAUCACAUACCUAUGCAGAAAUUGAACGAACCAUAGCACUUGACCACAGUGAAGGUUUCUCUGCCCUUCAUGAAGACAUUGACAGCCCUCGGCCAAGCAGACGCGCAGAGACUGCACGUAGGAGUCCUGGCUCCGGACAAGAUGUCCCAAUGGUGUCAGCAGAAGACCUGUCCUCCAGCUUGUCAUCGCUUCACGACACAACAGGAAGAUCAGAGACAGACUCCAGAGGCCUUCUUAGAAAUGCUCAGAAAGAGAAAUUACAAAAAGAAAUGGAAACAGCAUACUCAUCACAAAGGAUAUAUGAGGAAAUGACAGACUCUGUACACACAAGCAGUUUUAAACAAGAGAUAGCAGAGGAACUAGGGAUGCUGUCCUCUGAUAGCUCAGAGGAGGAGGUGCUGACCACCAGGGUGGUGCGACGCAGAGUUAUCAUUCAGGCUGAUAACUUGCCGGAUAUUCCCCCUCAGACUGUCACGGAGGAAAAGUACAUAGAUGACCAGGGGAACAUGGUUGUUAAGAAAAUCACGCGCAAGAUCAUUCGUAAAUACGUGUCUCCGGACGGCAUGGAGUCGCAGGAAGUGACGAUCGAGGGAUCGCAUCAGGAGACGGUGCAGAUCGAGGAGGGAGACUCUGUUUCCAGAGUGGUGAAGAGAACGGUGCUUCACAGUGAGGGAGAUCAGAGAGAGCUGACAUUUUCAGAGCCUCUGGCUCUCGGCGCUGCCACGUCAUCGGAGUUUGAGGUGGAGCCAGUGCAGGGUCGAAAGGUCAGCAAGGUCGUCAAGAAAACGGUCGUUACGGGAAAGAGGACGGAGAAGCAGAUGGGAGACCCGUCGCUGGCUGUAGAUCUCCCUUCAGCUAGAGAGGACUUUGAGAAGGCUUUGAGUUUUGCCGGAGGCUUUGGGAAAGUGCUCAUGCCUCAUGUAGUAGAGAGACAGAUUGUGCAGGACGACGGUUCUGUGGUUAGAAGAAGCCAAAUGCGUAAGUCGCGAACCCAGAAGAGGACGGUGGUGAGGGACGCCCGGGGGAAGCACGUGCACCUGGAGCGUCUGGACGACACUCCAGCUGCUCGGCAGCCCGACGCCCUGCAGCAGCACCUGCGCCGACUGCUCCAGCAGUACUGCGACGACCACAAGGAGGAGGAGGAGGACGACGAUGAUGAUGAGGAUGAUGGAGAGGAGGGGGAUGAGAAUGAAGACUGAGCAGCUGCUUCCGCUGAUCGUCUCCUCGGAUGGAAAAAGUUCCACACCCGUCACUCGUCAUUCUCUUCUUUCUGUUGGGAAGGAAGCGUUCUGUGCUCCGGCGACGACUCUUCCUUUCGCCAUCGCUGCGUCGUCGUGUUUCAUUUGCUCUUUUCGUAGCCAAAGAAAGCAACUUUUUUUUGUUUAUUUUUUUUUUUGUGGGAUGAUGAUUUUUUCCCAGCUGUUUUCGACCUCUCGGGGCUGCUGCGGUGUCGUCAAACUACCAACGCGCCCGCAGGUGGAUCCAGAUCAAACAUUUUCGCCUCACGCUCGGGCCUCUUCUUGAAGAACUCUUGUAAAAAACAACAAAAAAAAAACUUUUGUAUAUAGAGGAGAUGAAAAAGGGACCGGGGAAGAAAAAAGUCCCAAAAAAAAAAAAAGGAGGGAAAAAAUGAAAAGCAUUUAAUAUGUGAGCCUCAACAUAAACCUGCUGUACAUGCAUCGCCUCAGCUGGAGAAAAGCAACUGUACAGAGAUCAAAGUCACAUGGAGGAGCAAGUGUGCAUCAUCACGGACUCUCGAUCUGUUUACAACACACCUUUUGUCUUCCCAUGAUGCAUCUGCCCCCCCCCCCUUUUUUUUUUGUCGUUGUCGUCAAUGUUCACGUGUCCGUCUAAGUGUGUUCACAUCUUAUCUGCCACCUCUGUGUGUGCUUGUGCGUGUGUAUAUAUCUACAGCGUGUGUACUGAGAAAGAAAGUAGUGAUGAGCACCGCUAUGAUGCAGAUCGAGCACUUAAGCCCCGCCUCCCCCGUAUACGCAGCCGCUCCUGUUGCCCGCCGUCACGUGUGCUGCUUCGACUCGCCUCAGACUCGCCUCAGACUCGCGUCACUGUCUCCGCGAAGCCUUGUAAAGGACGAGUCUGAGUUUUCUUGCCGUCAACAAAUCCCGUGAAAAAGUUACAUAUUGUCUGUGUCUCUAAGCCUGAAUUAAUCUUAAUCCUUUUGUCGUGUCAAACUUUUAAAACCGCAAGUGUGUGACAUGUUCCCUUAUCGCUAUGAACGUAUUAGGACAGUUAACAGAAUACUGUGUGGAGUUUUUGUCGGAUUUUAUUUAGUUUUAAUUCAUUUUUCACAAACAUCUGACUCACUGAAACGGAAACAGAGCCUUUCGUCCGUACUUUGUGUUAAUUUCGUCCGUUUUAUUUAGGCAUUAGCUUCUCUCACUAGGCCUCAUUUACUUUGCGUGUAAAAUUUGGAUUACAAAUCCUGGAUUAAUUUACACGUUCUUACCCAAAUUUGUUCUUUCUCUGCAGAGAAUAUCAUUUUAAAUUCAAUUUAACUUCCUGCUGUCCCAUGUUAACUAAAUGUAUACUACACUUUGUAUUAUUUAUGUAUUUUUAAUGUCCAAGAAUUUAACUUAUUAAUGUUCCAACCAGAUAAAUUAACCAUAAACAUGAGGCCCUUUUAUCCUUGUCAUUUAUAGUCAUCUUUACUGGAAUUAAAAUAACAUUGUUUAACCUAAUUAAUGCUAUUUUAAUUUAAAUGAAAUGUAGCACAGACUGUAAACAAGGAGGUGUGGAGUUUAGUAAAACACUGGUCUACAAGAUUAUAGCAGAGUGCAUUCUGGGAAGUGUAGGAAGUUUGAUCUACAUUAAGUAUAUAUAUAUAUAUAUACAUGCACAUGACUAAUAUAAUAUACAACAAUUAAUAUAUACUAUGGUUUCCCUUGGCUCUUUACCAGGUGAUGAGGAUGUUUAUUGAAUUUUUUUUAGUAGAAUUUAGUAUUUUUUUGUGACCUUUUUUCAUUAUUACUGAAGUUAUUGCAUUUAUAGAGAAUAUAAGAUAUUUACAAACCCCAACGAAUGCACUAUUUGCUCGCUUUCGCGUUCACGUUGAUUUGAAACAACGGAAAGCAGGAGGAAUUUUCUCCUGAAAUUGUGUGAAUUGUUGUGUUUCUUUUUUGAGGUCUUGGAUCGUUUGUGUGAUUUAUCGGGAUUUGUUGACGUGAAUAAAACCCCAGACUUGUCCUUUAAUAAGUGUCUCCUCACAUCACGUGUAGAUGCUUUGCUUUCACUUCUGAUGUUGUUUUUUAAUUGUUGCUCACAAAAGGAACUGACACAUCACACCUUAAAUCCACAUCUGUGUUUCCUUAUUUAUUUAUUGCUGUCUGCUUGUGGCCCCUGUACAGUGUGUGUGUGUGUGUGUGUGAAUGUAGUCUCAAGCUGAAAGUGAAGACAGAUGAUUAUUUUGUGUUUCCCGUCAUUGCAGAGAAACAGAGUGUUGUGGAUUUGAAAGUUGCGUUCAGGCUCUGCAGUUGAGACUUAACACGACAAUAAAAUUGUCCAAAAGUUGACCAUUUGAUUUGAGAAAUGAGCAUCUUGUUUCCAUGGUGAUAAACAAUAUAUACAUAUUAGCAGUGCAACUAUCUACGCGGGCAUGUAUGAUCAAAUUAUUACUAAAAAAAAAUUAAAUAAUAACUAAUAAAAAAUAUGAACCUGAAACGCUAACAAGGCCUAGCAGCUGCAGUGUGUUUACAUGGCAGAACAAUAAAACUGUACAUGUGUCAAAUGUGAA
Solea solea (common sole) is the source of this 13925-nucleotide messenger RNA. It is a transcript of the gene ank2b, whose product is annotated as ankyrin 2b, neuronal. Gene Ontology annotation, biological process: signal transduction; protein localization to T-tubule; regulation of cardiac muscle contraction. The transcript is spliced from 45 exons. The record is from RefSeq and is a predicted model, not a curated record. Gene Ontology annotation, cellular component: T-tubule. The coding region runs from base 1618 to 11373 and encodes 3251 amino acids. Lineage: Eukaryota; Metazoa; Chordata; Actinopteri; Pleuronectiformes; Soleidae. Gene Ontology annotation, molecular function: protein binding.